AUGAGGUUGACUUCAUCUACAUGGCUGGCAUUUCUGGCCCUAUCCGCACCGGCCAUAGCCGUAAUUGACAAUCCAAAACUAGUCUUGCCGUGGGGAACUUGGGAAGGACAACCGCUGGCCGAUGAGGACAACAUCAUCUUGUUCAAAAAUGUCCGCUUCGGCGCAGAGCCUGAACGCUUCAGCACUCCGUCCUUCCCAACCUCUAGCGACAACACUGUUUACAAGAGCUUCGGCCAGGAGUCCCUGAGCUGCAUCCAGAUCGACCGCACGGCAGCAGAACAUCCUCCAGGCGGUGACAAUCCCAUCGGCGAGGAUCCCAACGGUACCCAGACCGAAGACUGUCUAUUUCUCGAUCUUUACGUUCCCAAGAGUGCCCUCGCGGGUGGUCCGUCAACUCCAUCGCUUCCCGUUGUGGUUUGGAUUUACGGCGGCGCUUAUGCCUUUGGGAGCAAGGAUCAAGAAGGCCCGUUAUACACAGGACGGGCACUGCUGCGCGCGGCACAGUACAAGACCAUCUUCGUCGUCGGCAACUACCGCGUCGGCGCUUUUGGCUGGCUAGCCGGCCACUACAUGGAACAGGUCGGGCAGCCAAAUGCGGGCUUGUACGACCAGGCUCUGCUGUUGCAGUGGGUGCAGCAGUACAUCCAUCUUGCGAACGGCGACCCCAAGCCGUUCCAGACAUUCUUUGCGCAGAGCCCGGCUUUUGAGUGGGCCUGGGAUAACAGCCCCGGUGGACGACUCGACCACAUCUUCAGCCAGUUCUCGAAGCUCGCGGGUUGUGAGGGCGAUUACGAUAUCGACUGCUUACGCACGGCAAGCAUCGAGACGCUGCGGCGUGCCAACCAAGACCUCUUUGAUGCUGUCCGGCAGACGGGCCUCUUUCCUGUUGGCCCAGCCGUGGACGGAAAAUGGAUCAAGUCCAUCCCGGCAGUCACCCUGUCGCAGAACAAAGUCUGGAAGGGAGUGGGUCCCUCCAUCAUCUCGCACUGCGAGAACGAGGCCUAUUCCUUCACCCCGAAAAAUGUCAACUCCCAGGCAUCCUUCGACAAGUUCCUCGAGACAUUCCUGCCGGGCACAGCCCUAGCCCCCGAGCGACUGGCCAUCCGCCAGCGCUACAAUUGCACAGAGCCGCCCUCCAAUGGCGACUACAACAACUGCCUCCGGUUGGUGAUCCAAGACGGCUUCUUCACCUGCAACACGCGCAAUCUCUUCGACGCCUACCCGUCCUCGUCGCGCAUGAUCUCGUACGGCUUCCCCACGAGCGGCUACGCCUACCACGCGGCCGACCUGAUCCCGCUGUUUAUGAACAACGCCGACGAGGCCAAGGCCCUGCUCAUCAAAAUAGGCAUUUCGAGUUUUUUUGCCGGGCUGUACGCCGCCUCGCUCAAUCAGACCGUGGCGCCCGUCUAUCAGAACUGCCUGGCAUCCUUCGCUGCCACGGGCGACCCCAACGCCAACCUGGGCGGGCUUGACCCUCCGCCGGGCGUUGCCUCUUGGUCCACGGCGGACGGGAGUACCGACGCGCUGUCGGGCGUGCUGCAGGUCCGCGCUGCGGCCGGCCAGGAGCCAUAUGUCUUGAUCUCGGACAGCCAAAAUACCAAGAAUACGUGUGCGUUCUGGACGGGUAUUGCUAAGGAUAUUGUUUCGGGUAGUGCUCAACACGAUGAACUUUGA
Dichotomopilus funicola is the source of this 1674-nucleotide messenger RNA. RefSeq names its product carboxylesterase family protein. The transcript has 4 exons. The coding region runs from base 1 to 1674 and encodes 557 amino acids. The record is from RefSeq and is a predicted model, not a curated record. NCBI's taxonomy places the organism in Eukaryota, Fungi, Ascomycota, Sordariomycetes, Sordariales, Chaetomiaceae.